This is a messenger RNA of Meleagris gallopavo (turkey), 1364 nucleotides long. It is a transcript of the gene KIF6, whose product is annotated as kinesin family member 6. Gene Ontology annotation, molecular function: microtubule motor activity; microtubule binding; ATP binding. Gene Ontology annotation, biological process: microtubule-based movement. The record is from RefSeq and is a predicted model, not a curated record. Lineage: Eukaryota; Metazoa; Chordata; Aves; Galliformes; Phasianidae.
CAAAUUUCGGCCCUAGUCUUGAAUACCUGCUUACUUGCAACAGCAAAGAGAGCUCAGAAAAUUACUUGUCCUAUGGAUUACAAGAUCCUUAAACUGGCCAACUGCACGUGAAAUUUCUGAUGGUGGGAAAUAAGUGAUGACUUCACUGUUUUUUUUAUAUUUUAAAACUAACUAUUUGCAUUUUGUUUCUUUUGCAGAUCAUCUGAAAGGAGAGGUAACACAGAGACAUAUUCAAAGAGCUGUUCUAGCUGUUUCCGAUCCUUCUGAAGUGCUAGAUGCUCUUGAUCCAGUAGAAGAGAAACUUCGAACUCAAAUUGAAGAAGAGAAAAAAAGUUAUAAAACAAUGUUCAAUCGCUUGAAAGGGCUGAAGGUAGAGAUUGAACACCUGCAGCUUCUCAUGGAAAAAGCCAAGAUGAAGCUGCAAAGAGACUUUGAAGUCUGGUGGACUGAAGAGGGAACAAAUCUACAGACCCAGCAAGAAAAGACAGAGUUGGUUAGCUCACCAAAUACCACGACGAUUUAUCCCCAGUUUAUCAAAUCUUCACAUCCAUCAGCUAACAGUUUUUCAGAGACCACAAGAGCCAAUUCCAAUGAAGAUCCAUCUGGGAAAAACAAUUCAAUCGUUUUUAGUAACCCAACUACAAAAAUAAGGACCUCACCAAUCUCAAGUACGUCUAUUCCUCUGACUGGAGACAGCCAGACUGAUGCUGACAUCCUAGCUUUCAUUAAAGCAAGACAGAACAUUCUACAAAAGAAAGGUCUGGGAAACAAAUGAAGUUCUUGUGGCAGUCCACUAUCCACUAUUUCCUUUUAGAAUCUGUUAAUGAUCUUUCUUCUUUACCUUCCUCUUCUGAGAAGAAACGGCAUCUUUGGAAUGUACAGAUUUAAAUACAAUGAUAUAAAAGUGACUUGUAUUUGACAGCAAAAAUCUACUUCUUCAGGGGAUUAUAUUUGAAUAUUUGUGUUUGGUUUCAGCAUCUUGCAUUAAAACUAAGCAAAACUAAAACAAAUAAUCAGGAUUUUGCCAAAUAUAUUUGUUUAUGGGGAAUUUAUUGUCAGUUUUGUAGAGGUUAAAUUUAUUUAAUGUAUUAAUGUUCUUCUACAUCUUUAAUCUGGGGAAUACAUAUUUCUACUGAUUGAAUGUUGUUUUUUUUACCUCCUUUGGUAUGUAUAUACUGGAAGCUUGCAAAGAAAUCAGGUGAAAUCAACUGGUUUAAUUUGCGUGGAUUUGCAUAUGGCAUUACAAAUUACAUCUAUUUGGCAUUUAGAGAUGUCUGAAAAAAAGUUUUCUGGGUUAAAAAAUGUUACAAAAAUAAUUUGAGAUCUUUUGCUGAUUUUAAUUGUACCCAAUAUUUUCAUUUUAA